Molecule: messenger RNA, 1320 nt
Organism: Aspergillus mulundensis
Lineage: Eukaryota; Fungi; Ascomycota; Eurotiomycetes; Eurotiales; Aspergillaceae
Product: translation elongation factor Tu
Exons: 5
Coding region: 1-1320 (439 amino acids)
Biological process (GO): mitochondrial translational elongation
Cellular component (GO): mitochondrion
Molecular function (GO): GTPase activity; GTP binding; translation elongation factor activity
Source: RefSeq, a predicted model, not a curated record
AUGUCGGGCCUUUCCAGAACCGCCAACCUUCUUUUCCGCACUACCAAGACGUCGCUUCUGCGUCCUCGUAGUGUCAACCCUGUUCAGUAUGCGCUCUCCAAGGAUAGGCAGACCGUCCGCGCGAUGGCCACUGCUUUCGAGCGUUCCAAGCCCCAUGUUAACAUCGGUACCAUUGGCCACGUUGAUCACGGCAAGACCACUUUGACCGCUGCCAUCACCAAGCAUCAGGCCUCCAAGGGUCUUGCUCAGUUUCUCGAGUAUGGCGCCAUUGACAAGGCUCCUGAGGAGCGUAAGCGUGGUAUCACCAUCUCCACCGCCCACAUCGAGUUCGCGACCGAUGCUAGGCACUAUGCCCACGUCGACUGUCCCGGUCACGCCGAUUACAUUAAGAACAUGAUUACUGGUGCCGCCAACAUGGACGGUGCUAUCGUUGUCGUUGCCGCUUCCGAUGGUCAGAUGCCCCAGACCCGGGAGCACUUGCUACUUGCCCGCCAGGUCGGUGUCCAGAAGAUUGUUGUCUUCGUCAACAAGGUCGAUGCCGUCGAUGACCCUGAAAUGUUGGAGCUCGUUGAGCUGGAGAUGCGUGAGCUCCUUAGCUCCUACGGCUUCGAGGGCGAGGAGACCCCUAUUAUCUUCGGUUCCGCCCUGUGCGCUCUCGAGGACCGCCGCCCCGACAUUGGUACCGAACGAAUUGACGCCCUUAUGGAGGCCGUUGACACCUGGAUCCCUACUCCCCAGCGUGAUCUGGACAAGCCCUUCCUGAUGUCCGUCGAGGAAGUCUUCUCUAUCCCCGGUCGUGGUACCGUCGCCUCUGGCCGUGUCGAGCGUGGUCUUCUCAAGAAGGACAGCGAAAUUGAGAUCCACGGUGGUGGUGAGGUUCAGAAGACCAAGGUCACCGAUAUUGAGACCUUCAAGAAGUCCUGUGACGAGUCCCGUGCGGGUGACAACUCCGGUCUUCUUCUCCGUGGUACCCGCCGUGAGGAUGUCAAGCGCGGUAUGGUUAUUGCCGCUCCUGGCACCAUCAAGGCCAACAAGAAGUUCUUGGUCUCCAUGUACGUCCUGACCGAGGCCGAGGGUGGUCGCCGCAGCGGCUUCGGCAGCAACUACCGUCCUCAGGCCUACAUCCGCACUGCUGACGAGGCUUGCGACCUUACCUUCCCUGACGGCGACCUCAGCCGCCGCGUCAUGCCCGGUGACAACGUUGAGAUGGUUCUGAGCCUCAACAACCCUGUCGCCGCUGAGGCUGGUCAGCGCUUCAACAUCCGUGAGGGUGGCCGUACCGUCGCUACUGGUCUGAUCACCCGCGUCAUGGACCAGUAA